Dothidotthia symphoricarpi CBS 119687 is the source of this 2935-nucleotide messenger RNA. RefSeq lists its product as uncharacterized. Lineage: Eukaryota; Fungi; Ascomycota; Dothideomycetes; Pleosporales; Dothidotthiaceae. Bases 88 to 2490 code for a protein of 800 amino acids. The record is from RefSeq and is a predicted model, not a curated record. The transcript has a single exon.
CCGCGUCGUCGCAGCACGGAACACGGACCGAGGAAUGCUUCUCUAGCAGAAGCGCCUCACUAUGAAGCCUGACCCGCCCGUCCGAACAUGGAUAAUUGGGGCGACCCUUGGGCUGACCACACCGACGCUUACGACGACUCUCCCACAAAGCCUGAGCUAGCAUCGCUGCCCCCUGCCGCCUCCGCCGCCCCGCCUGCACUGCUCAAUGUCUUUGUCGACGAUGCCGGCUGGGGGAACAGCGAGGGCGAUGCAUUUGGUGCCUGGGCCACGUCGCCGGGAACAGUUGUUCGUACUCCCAUCGACACGGGAACAUCUGCACCCGUAUCCACUGCAACCGAAGACGCUCUCAGUAGUGUGUCGUGGGACAAGGUAGAACACCGCGAGGGAGAGAAGCCCACCACAUUGGAGCAUGGAGAGACGGUGAGCCUGGGCACGUCCACAUCGAGUCCCGCGACACUGCAGCAAUGGACCAGUCCUGAACAGCCUCUCCACAGUACGCCAUGGGACACGAUACAAGAUGGAGAAGGGGAGACGGUAGAAUGUGAGGAGGAGUACACAACAGAACAUCGACAUGGGGAUGCGGCAGAGUAUGGAGGGGGAGACUCAGGAGAAGGCGAUGGCAAGGACACGGUAGAACAAGAAGAGAGGAACACGGCAAAAUGCGACGAGGACAAGGGCCCAGAUGAUGCCAUCUCAGGCACAUCCGACGCUGUGACUACCAAACAACCCCACGACGCCUCCCCACCUGUUCGAUCUCAACCCGACGAUGACUUAUCGACACGCGCCUCCACCUCUCCAUCCGAGACAAGCCACAACGACGCGCCUGCCGAGUCGUCAAGAACCUCGUUUGAAGAGGAAGGCGCUGGGAAAGUCACUGUGCCACAUCAGGAACACCACGAGACAGAGCCCAACGCUGGACCUGACAAGACCAUCGAUGAGCCCCGGUCUGUGGACUCUGACCGUGCCCCCGACCUGCCCACAACCACCACCGGCCAAGAUACUACUCAAGAUGCUGCCGCUUCUCGAGUGUUCUCUCCCGACAUGGCCUUGGUGGCUGACCUGUUUCCGUCUCCGAGCACUGCGGAAGACCUGCAUGACGCGCCAGAGGAUCCAAUAUACUCAACAACAGCACGGAAGGCUUGGUACAGAUUGACUCGCAAGCAGACGAUGAGAGAGCACAAUGCCGGAUACGACCAAGACAACUACAUCCGCGUCACCUGGGCAAAUUCUCAUGUCAGGUUGGAAGCUAACAAGAUUGUCGGUCGAUGGGCGCGUGAAGAUCGCAUCUCUGGCACUGGAGCAGGCGCGAGAGCCUCCUUUUAUUGGGACACAACCGCUCCAGUCGAUCUGGCUACAACGAGGACCCACGUUCGGAACAAGACAUCAACUCCUACCUCGAAUCCAAUUGCGCCUGCGAGACACAGUCUACCGCCACUACCGACGAACGCAUCCGUUGCUUUCGACUGGAGCUCUCCAUCAGCACAAGCUGAUCCUUGGCAGCAUCAUAUCCCUGCUCUACCAUCCACAUCUUCGCCUUCAAUCUUGAAACACGCUGCCAUCACCAACGCUCAAAAGCAUGGGAGUCGCUCCAUGUCGGCAGAUCUAACACCAUACAAACAUGGACAAGCAACACACAUCUCAAACUCAAGCCCGCCGCCUGUCUCCUUUCCCACCAUGGACUCAAGAGAUCCGUGGGCCAAUCUUGGCAGCCUCGAUACCAAAAUCUCCAGAGAAGAAUCUGCGAGCGCUCAGGUCGAUGAUGAUGACGAUUGGGGCGAAAUGAUACAGAGCCCAGCAGUGUCCGUUCCACCUCAGUCAUUUGGGGCCUUUCCUGACACGGCGUAUGCUUCUCCCAUCGUUCCACUUGGGAACAUCAUAUCGCCAACAUCAGGUUCUUCUCAGAGGAAUAGUUUUGUAUCACCCAGCAUUGAGCACAGUCCGAUUGGAUCCAGCACCUUGGAAUUAGCAAAAGAUUUGGCAGUCUCAACGCCAGAGACUAAUAUACUCGAGCUAUCAAGCCCGUUGCCCUCAGAAACAAAACCAGGCGCAAGAGAACAGAACACCCCCGAGGAGAGCGGUAACUUAGAUGAGUUCUUCGCCUGGAAACCAGCAGUCCCCAUAUCUGUAUCAGAAACGACAAAAGAUGACCACUCCUCAAAGUCUGCCUCCACUACCUCACUUGCAGCUCCAUCUUCUACAAACCCACCAGUCGACUCCUGGGCCGACGCCGACUUUUCAAUCUUCGAAUCAAGUGUUCCGUCUCAGCCACCCGCAUCUCAACAGCACGCUUCCGAUUCAUUUUCCAUCCUCACAAAUCCAGCGGCAGAAGAGCCAGCACAGCCUGUUUCACACUCAUCGCCAAACAUUUUGACGUCGACGCCGCCACUUACUGGGAUAACGAACUCGGCGACUAGAAGGAAAGCAGACGAGGAUCAGAUCGUCAAGGACAUUGUGGGUGGAUUGCCAGAUUUGAUGUAUAUGUUGUUAUGAUAACGUCAGAACGCUUUUCUUGAUCUCGUUGCGUGCAUAGCGUGUAUUUCUAUAGCGUCUUUCUGUUACUGCACAGGCUAGAUGGUGGAGCAGUUCUUCGGGCAUAUGUAAAUUACACUUUUGUACAGUUUUGCGGUUGUAGACGUAUGGUCUGUGUAGCAUACAAAUAUCAUUCAUAGGCUAGGGUAUGAUGUACUGCCAUAGGCUCAUUGAUCACGGUUUAAUAACUACACGAUAAGUGUUUGCCCCGUCAAUGACACUAUGCGGCAAGUCAAGGGGUGCUGAAGAGUUGGGCCUGAGACAUGAAUCUUGGAGAAGGGGGAAGAAGAUUUCUGGAAGGAAUGACAACAUAUUUGUGAGAAGAUUUCGAUUUAAGCUCUUUUACCCAUUCAAGAUCAUCUACAAUAGGUAUAACAAACAUUCCAUGUACCAUAUCCAUAACCUC